Paraglomus occultum is the source of this 384-nucleotide messenger RNA. The record is from the annotation of a GenBank genome assembly. Lineage: Eukaryota; Fungi; Glomeromycota; Glomeromycetes; Paraglomerales; Paraglomeraceae.
AUGGAUAUCUUGCCAGUCCUUGAAGAGCGAGAACGCAUAGCCGAUGAGAUAUUGACAGACAAAUUGGCAAUUGUCGAUUAUGAUAGGAAACGUAAUAGUAAUCGCGAAGCUCUUAAUAAAUUGAAAAAAGAGUUGAAGAAUGAAAGCAAAGUCUGGAUUAACUUAGGUGACAUGUUUAUUAGAAUGGAAAAGGACAAAGUGCAGACACUCGUUAACAAAGAUCAACAACAUCUGGACAGUGAGAUAUCGAAACUUCACGAAAAUAUGAAAGAAAAGAGUACUCGGCUUGAACAAAUUGAAAAAGGAAAUAUUGAGAGAAUGGGCGGGUUUAAUCUAAAGCCAAUUGAAGCAAAAGAUAUCUACAACAUUACUCGGAUGAAGUGA